CUUUAAAUUGUAUAACGAACCAGUGAAAGGAUACGUGUUAUGUAGAAUCCGAAGCUAUGAUUACACGUGCUUAUGAAAAUAGACAGCAGUGUGUGAUUAAUGCAGUAAUGUUAUUCGGUGUUUAUAUUUUGAGCCAUUUUACUUGCUUCUCUCAACCCCCUCACAGUAAACGCUUUUUCCCGGUACCUGUACUCCAAAACAACAAUGGUUCUUCCUUAAUUGGCUUGGUUACAAUCAGCUCCCACCUGGUAAGUGAGGCUAAAAAAACAGAACUUUUGGGAGAGUCAGUUGAGCAGAGAGCUGUUGUCCAGCAAUGGUUGGAGUAUCGUUUGACCCGACUUGAUAACUGCUCUCAAGAUGAAGUCAAUAUUAUACUCACGGAGCUCAAUGAGUAUUUGGUGGAUAAGGUGUAUCUGGCAGGAAACAGCAUCACACUUGCAGAUGCACUCAUGUACUAUGGCAUCCAUCACAUCAUUUCGGAGCUUGCAGUACAGCAGAAAGAAAAAUACUUGAACGUGACCAGAUGGUUUGAUCACAUCCAACAUUAUCCAGGAGUGCGUCAUCACCUGCCCCCUGUGAUAGUUUUGAGGAACAGAGUUUACCAAAGCAAUCAGCAUUGACCCCCUAUUUUUGUCCUCUUCAUAAUUAAUAAUGCAGGGAGGUCCCAUCUUCACUCUUUUUUGGGGUUAAAUGUUGGGGCUUUUGUACUGUGCAGCUCUUUGAUCACUGAGACAAGAGAUCCAGUUAGGUUAUCAAUGAUUUUCUUACUUGUCUUGAGGUAUGGUAGGUCCUUUUCCCAAGUUUUAACCUCUGUGACUGUUGGCAAGUAUAUUUAUAAUACAUCUACAAAAUAUGUAUAAAGUAUAAAGAAUGAAGCAAAUAAAAAGAUAUAUAAAACACAUGCAGCUUGUUGAGCUCAAUAGGCUGUGCAGUGUUCCAAUUUA
Silurus meridionalis is the source of this 944-nucleotide messenger RNA. It is a transcript of the gene eef1e1, whose product is annotated as eukaryotic translation elongation factor 1 epsilon 1. Gene Ontology annotation, biological process: positive regulation of DNA damage response, signal transduction by p53 class mediator. Gene Ontology annotation, cellular component: aminoacyl-tRNA synthetase multienzyme complex; nucleus; cytoplasm. The transcript is spliced from 4 exons. The coding region runs from base 57 to 620 and encodes 187 amino acids. The record is from RefSeq and is a predicted model, not a curated record. NCBI's taxonomy places the organism in Eukaryota, Metazoa, Chordata, Actinopteri, Siluriformes, Siluridae.